AUGACUUCUGGUACUCCAAUAUCAUCACCCAAUCGGUCAGCAAUCGUUCCAAGCUCCAAGGUUCAAAAUGUUGAUACACUUGUGGUCAGCUCUUCCGACGCAUCGACGUUUGAGGAGAUUAUGAAAGAACGAAAUCGGGUGCGCAAAGAAAGGGAAGAAUACAGUGUCGCAGAACUAAAGGUGCAAAUUUCCCGUUUGGAAGACGCCUUGGCCGCUGAAACCAAACGGCGAGUGGAUGCCACCACUAGACUGGAUGACAUGGCAAGAGGACAGAUUUUUGAAAUGGAAGAGCGUUUGCGACAGCAAAUGAAGGAAGAUAAUCAACGUCUUGAGAAUCGAUUGCAACAAGUGGAAUCCCGUUUAGAAGAAUUGGAGUAUCGUUGGAAAAAGGAUUCGGAAGAGCAACUGGAAGCUAUUGAUCAAAAGUCACAAGACUUUGAAAAGGCAAUGAAGUCAUUGCAGGCGGAUCAAGACACCGAGCGAAAGGCGCGAUUGCGUCGGGAGGGCAAUUUGUUACAACAAGUGGAGCAUCAUGUUGCUGAGUUUGAAGUCCGCUGGAAGCUGGAGAAAGAGGAACGAGAAAACCGGGUGCGUUUCUUGGAAGACCACCUCAAUCAACAAAUGGUCAAGCGAAGGGAAGAAGAAAACGUCUUCCAGGAUAAGGUACGAGAAGAACUGGCACUGCUACAAAGAGAAAUGGACGAAGAAACCACGGAGAGAAAGGCCCAAGAUGCCGAAAUUGUUGAAGCACUGAAUCGAUACACCAUGCAGCUGCAACAGAGUCUGAACAUUCUUAGUUCUGACUAA
Messenger RNA from Cylindrotheca closterium, 807 nucleotides. The record is from the annotation of a GenBank genome assembly. NCBI's taxonomy places the organism in Eukaryota, Bacillariophyta, Bacillariophyceae, Bacillariales, Bacillariaceae.